Pelagomonas calceolata is the source of this 1540-nucleotide messenger RNA. Lineage: Eukaryota; Pelagophyceae; Pelagomonadales; Pelagomonadaceae. The record is from the annotation of a GenBank genome assembly.
UCGCGACACAUCUUGCCGGCGCAUGUUAAACAAACCCCCGUAAUAUAUUAGUUUUUGCGGACCAUUGGCGACAAACACUCUGAGGCAGACUAGACUGGUGUCAUCGCUGCCCCUCGAGGUUAUUCCCCAAAACCUCCAGCCUGUGACAUGAGCUCAUGAUCACCACCACCAAUGGCGGGCGGCCGUCUCGCCACUCGCGCGGCGAAAUGAGUGGUCGUUCUUCGUUUGACCGGAGCCCCGCGGCACGAUCGGAGCUUGCGCGACAGCAGGCAAGGCGGAAGCUGCGGCGGGUCAAGACAAUGAUUGUCGCAUCCCGAGCCUUCUCCGACGCGGGUCGCAGACGGCGUGAGCGUGUAGAAUCGACAGACCUGGAGGUGGCACCUCACAUCGACGAGGACGCCGAAUGUCGCAUCGUGUCAGUAGCACAGGCGCGAAUACACGCGCGCCGCGGGCCUCGCGUAGCGAACGGGAACUUCUCGUCGCAGGGCCUCCCCAAGUUCUUUUCUGUGCCUGAUGAUAUUCGCAGGCAUACGAUCGUCACACACCACUUGGUGCUAGGGUGCCGAGAAGACGCGAUGGACCGCCGGCGGCUCGAGGGCAUUGGCAUAACACACGUGUUGAACACGUGCAAGCAGCUGCCUAAUUAUCACCCUGACGCGUUCAUCUAUCACAAGAUUCCACUGAUGGACGCACCGGACGCGCCGAUCAUGUCCUGCUUCGAGGUCGCAGCAAAUUUUCUUCAGAGGGUUGAACGCGUUGGCGGCCGCUGCCUCGUGCACUGUAUAGCCGGUUCGUCGCGCUCGGUGGCGCUGGCUAUCGUGCACCUUAUGGUCUCGCACCACGUGCCGCUUCACGUUGCGUUCCAUCACAUCAAUCGCAUGCGUCCCCAGGCCAAUCCAAACGAGGGCUUCAAGCUUCAAUUGGCCUUGUUGGAGGUAAGCGUUCUCGGAGGCUCUUCGGUCGCUGGCCGGGAUGCGGGCGACGCGUGGUUUUUCUAUGAAUGGAAUACGAGGAAGAAUGCAGUUCCCAGGCUCACCGAACGCUACGGCAAGGCGGGUUCAGGCGACUCCGCCGCGUGCAUGGUGCAGUAAUUUACAUGUACUGUGGUUGACUUGAGGCUUCACUACUGUCACCGUUGAGGAGACAAAUCAAGUUCACCAAGUGCCGGUCGCAGAAGCAAACUUUGGUUCAGGGCAGAUUCCUCGCUUCUGUUAUGCAGUGCUCGCUCGGUAGCCACGAAGAACGGGCCCGGGGACUAGAAGAGCGUCCUCCAUGUACGCUUCUUCUCAGGCUGGUUCAAUCUCAAGUUGAAGUGCCUUCAGACUGACUAUCUGUUAAGCAGACUACGAGCAUACACAAAAGCCGGGUUUCCUCUGAGGUCCGCUCCCCAGCCCCAGGGCGGCGGCACUGGAGGUCAUGGCUAGGGUGCAGGUACGCAGCACGGCAUUUUUUACGUCACGGUGAGAAGAGCUGUGAGAAGCUUCCCCCCGUCAACUCAAAUUACGCCGUAUUUUGCGUGUAAUUUGCGCGUGCGUUUAUG